GAGAGCUGGUUGGAUACUUCUUCGAUCUUCAUCGAGCUCGCUGAAGGUACGGGGAGGCUUGGCCAAGAUGCAUUCACUCACCCUGUUCGCAUCAGCUUUACUGUCGGCGUCAUGCUUGGCGUCACCGGUCCGGCAACAUCCAUUGGUGCAUACUGAAACACCAUACCGGAAGGACCACAACGACCCGUACGAUCACAAGAUUGAUAGCGUUGGCCGAAACCUGCAACCGGAGCCACUGCGAAAUGGAGAUGGCACUGAUGUUCUUGGACCGCGCAAUCGAGAUCGCGAGAGGCAGAACCCUGACAUGAUCAGACCGCCGUCAACAGACCAUGGUGAUUUCAAGAAUAUGCGAUGGAGCUACGCCGACUCUCAUAUCCGUAUUGAGGAGGGAGGCUGGACUCGACAGACCACCAGCAAGGAGCUUCCAACUUCAGUAGAACUGGCCGGUGUCAACAUGCGUCUCGACGAGGGCGUUAUCCGUGAGCUGCACUGGCACAAAGAAGCAGAGUGGGCUUAUGUGCUUGAAGGCAGCGUUCGAGUGACCGCACUCGACACUGAAGGCGGAGCAUUCAUCGACGACUUUGAAAAGGGUGAUCUGUGGUACUUCCCGCCGGGUCAUCCUCACUCUUUGCAGGGUCUAAGUCCGAACGGAACGGAAUUUCUCCUCAUCUUCGACGAUGGUGGAUUCAGCGAAGAGAGUACUUUCCUCCUAACCGACUGGCUCAUACACACUCCCAAGUCCGUUGUUGCUGAAAACUUCAGAUUGCCACCUGAGGUGUUCGAAACCCUUCCCGAGGAGGAGAAGUACAUCUUCCAAGGCUCACUGCCUGGUCCUCUCGACAAGGAGAAGCCGCAAGCCUACAAAAAAUCGAAGCUGAAUUUCAAGCACAAGAUGGACGCCCAAGAGCCUAUCAUUGCAUCUGGUGGCAAAGUUCGAAUUACCGACAGCAGGAAUUUCCCCAUCUCCAAGACCGUCGCUGCUGCACAUCUUGAGAUCGACCCUGGCGCAAUGCGUGAGAUGCACUGGCAUCCUAAUGCUGAUGAAUGGUCGUUCUUCAUCAAAGGACGUGCUCGCGUGACCAUCUUUGGCUCAUCCGGCACCGCUCGCACUUUUGACUACACUGCUGGAGAUGUGGGGAUCGUUCCGAAAAAUAUGGGACAUUUCAUCGAGAAUCUGAGCGAUGAUGAGCCUCUGGAAGUUUUGGAGAUUUUCCGCGCAGCUGAAUUCCAGGACUUCUCCCUCUUCCAAUGGCUUGGCGAGACGCCUCAACGCAACGUGCGUGAUCACUUGUUCGCGAAUGAUCCAAAGGGCGCCGCAAAAUUUGAGCAGGCUAUUCAGAGUGGCGAGAAGGAUGUCAUCAAGUCGAGGACGUUUGGCGAGAAGGGUGGCUACUAUCACAAAGAUUUGUGAGCUGAGUCCGGCUAUGGCGACGUUGUAAACGAAACUUGUGAUUUCAGCAAACAGGGACCAUUUCAUGGCAGAGUCAUGGAUUGGAGCUCCAUUGUAUGGUAUCUCGAUCUCCAUGCCACUAUGACUACAGUCAGCAGUAAGCAUAAUGGAAGGCGU
This is a messenger RNA of Pseudocercospora fijiensis CIRAD86, 1567 nucleotides long. RefSeq lists its product as uncharacterized. The transcript has 2 exons. The record is from RefSeq and is a predicted model, not a curated record. The coding region runs from base 68 to 1411 and encodes 447 amino acids. Gene Ontology annotation, biological process: oxalate metabolic process. Lineage: Eukaryota; Fungi; Ascomycota; Dothideomycetes; Mycosphaerellales; Mycosphaerellaceae.